Molecule: messenger RNA, 3022 nt
Organism: Delphinapterus leucas (beluga whale)
Lineage: Eukaryota; Metazoa; Chordata; Mammalia; Artiodactyla; Monodontidae
Source: RefSeq, a predicted model, not a curated record
UGGCACAGGCCAGAAGGAGCAUCCCUGUUCUGUCCCUCGCCUGGCCAAGCAGUCACGUCACGGGCGCCAGGUCCCUGCGUGUCCCUGGGGCCAGGCUCUCUGGAGAGGCAGGUGUUCAUCCAGCAGCGUGAGGCCCGGCUGCUGGUGUGGACGCCUCCCGGAGUCCCCUCCCCCUCCAGCGCCUGUGCAGCCACCGUGGAAAACGGGAGCGGGCCGGGCAGCCCCAGCGCCGUGUCCCUGGUUCCCAGUGAUGCCGUCCCCAGCCCUGAGUACAAGAUGGUCUCGGUCUUCCUGGUGUUCCUUGUGUGCGUGGUGGGCAUUGUGGGCAACGCCAUGGUGGUGCUGACCACACGGGACAUGCACAUGCCCACCAAUGGCUACCUGGUCAGCCUGGCCCUGGCAGACCUUACUGUGCUGGUGGCUGCCGGGCUGCCCACCGUCUCCAAAAGCUUGGCUGGGCAGUGGGUCUGCGGCCACGCCGGCUGCCUGGGCAUCACCUGCUUGCGGUACCUGGGCAUCCGUGCCUCCAACUCCUCCGUCCCGGCGUUCGCCGCGGAGAGGGAGGUACACCCCAACCCCUCCUGCAGGCCCGGACUUCCUGGCCACGAGCCUUGGAGCCACGUCCCUUGGUCACUUGGUGUGCCGGGUGCCGGGGCUUCCCGCCCCUGCCCUCCUGCCCUGCAGGUCACCCCGAUGCUGGUGGUAGUCGUGCCACUCUUUGCCGUCCUGUGGAUGCCCUACCGCACACUGGUGCUCCUCUACUCCUUUGUGGCCCGGCCUUUCCUGGACCCCUGGGGGCUCCUCUUCUGCCGCACCUGUGUCUACACCAACAGCGCCAUCAACCCCAACAUCUACAGCCUCACGUCCCCGAAGUUCCCUGCCUUCCAGCGGCUGUGCGGGGGCGGGAUGGAGGAGCCACAGAGGCGCACGGCUGGCCUCAGCUCCACCAGCUACGGCGUGGACCCCAGAAGACGCAGACCCGCGGGAGUGAGGUCACGGGCCCUCAGGCAGCUGGGCCGCCACUCCAGCAGGAGGGGCCUGGUUUCAGCACCGUCUGAGGGCUGCCCUCCCCCUGCCCAGCCCCUCUCGCCUCCCUCGGUUUGCUCCUGUGCUGGGUCCUGUCCGCUGGUGGCUGGCAGGGCCAGGAGAGGGGAGACACUCCUUUGCCAACGGCUCUUCUGGGUCCCCGGUGCCUUCCCUCCCCAUGAACGAGGACUGGUCACGUGUCCUAGUUCUGGCCCGGUGGCUGGACUCCAUUUGGGUAGCUCCUUCCCCUCUUCUGGAAGUGGGGAGGGGGGUAGGAGCAGGAAGAAGCUGGGAGGGUGCCAGCCUUCACUGGUGUAAAGUUAGGACCUUCCAUCUGUUAUUAUUCAUUCGUUUAAGAGUGCUCUGUUUUCCACCUGAUGGGUAUUACAGCAAUGCAUUUCCAGUCUCUCAUGAUAGCCUGUGUCAGUCUGGCUGUGGGCAGAGCCCGUGUUGCAACGUUUUCCAAGCGGGAUGGUGACACCUGGUGCCACACAGAAAGGGUACCCAGCUCCACCGCUGACACCCAGAGACACUGCUGACAGGCUCACCACUCACAUGUGCUGAGGCUGGCCGGUACCCGGGCCUCCGGCCUCCUCCCCUUUAAGCUCUGUCCCUGGACCACAAGCCCUGAGUGGUGCUGCCUUGGGUCACAAACAGAGCAGAGCGCUGUGUUUCUUCGGGCCCCUGAGCCAGAACCAGGAAGCCUUCCUGAACCCCCUCGCCCGAAGUGUUCAAGCUCUGCUCUCGUGGGGCCCGCUUUGCUGACCACCGCCCUCUACACCCAGCACCGGAGGGGCACGGCCAGGCCCCAGGCUUCUUCCUCUCGGACUCCAUCUCUUUUGUGGGUGGAACGCCGCAGCCAAAGGCAUUGACAAUUCAGGCGUCAGGUGGCAGAAGCAGCCCUCCGCGGGGGAGCCAGAUGUGUUUCUGGGCCAGCUGGGGCGUCGGACCGUUGCGGGGCCCGGUUCUCAGCACCUCAGACCUCAGUUUCUUCCCGCCACUUCCCUGGCGAGACUCUGUAUGGAAAGUGCUUUCAAAGUCGCGGGAGGGGACACAGAUCAGCGGUUGUCACCUCUCCUCUGACUCCAAGCGCCAGCGGAGGCUGGGCCGAGGGCCACAUGCGAGCGGCCAGGACCUGGGACCCCAGAGCUAGCCCUCAGGUCAAGGACCCGGCGGGCGGCCUGCUAUGCGUUGAGCCGUCCGGGCCCCGGGGGGAGGACGCGGCCUAUUUACAGGGGCCGGAUGGUGUCGGCCAAGCGGUACGAACUGAUGCCCGGCCUUCCAUUGGUGCUUGCGGCUGUCCAUCCUGCUGAUCCACCAAUGAGGGGAGAGCGUGGGUGUGAGUGGGUGUGACCGUGGUCACGUGACAUCCGCAGACGGUGGGCCCCGCUGGCCCCUUGCCUGCCGCCUGUCCACGCCGGAUCCUCCCCCUGGUGGUCCUUACUGACGGUCAGGGGCUCCAGGCCAGCCCGCUACAAGCAGCCCUUCUAACGCAGCAAUGACCCUGUCAAGGGGGACCUCCAGUUCUCCCGGUUUUACUGGUGAGGAAACAGGCCAGGAGACCUUCAGGCCGUCACCUGUCCCCUGUGGGUGAGCCGCUGAACUCCUGACCACAAAGCUCGUUAGGCCAAAGGUACAGGACCCUGACCCCAUCCCCAUUCUCUCCGAAAUUAUUUUCCUCUUGGGCCCCGGUGAUGCUCAUUAAAGCAGAUUUUCCGCGGACACUUGUUUGGGAGGACGUCUGUGUGUCCAGAGGUCACCCAAAUGUGACUUCCAGGAUGGAAGGAGGUGGGAAUGGGGAAUUACUUCGGUCAGGGAGGAAGGGCGUCCUGAAAGCUGGGGCCGUGGUGGGGCUCUGUCCCCAGAGAGAGCCAAGGGACAGAUGGGGGACGAUGAGAAGAUGGGGCCUCACUGGACGGAGGACGCCCUCACCUUGACCUUGUGGCUGAGCUCAAGGGAUGGAGGCUGCCUGGGCGUGAGCAUCUCCUGUGGCCAC